AUGGCCGGGCGUGAACGGAGCGCGCGCGCAGUGGCGUCGCCGCCGCCGCCGCCGCCGCUGACCAACGAGCUGUCGCGCAGGACGCCGGUGCUGGGGCUGCGCCUGUGGGUGCUCGUCGGCCUCGCCGUCGGCGCCGCCUUCCUGCUCCUCCUCGCGCUCGUCUCCGUCCACCUCGCGGUGGCCGCGCGGCGGCGCCGUCCCAAGGGGAAGGCGGCGCCGGCGCCGCUGUCGCCCGCGACCAUCCCGCCGGUGUCCAAGGAGAUCCAGGAGGUGGCCGUCCACGUGGGCUCCCUCCGCCACUACCUCGAGAUGGGCGCCGCGUACCUCAAGGACGGCGGCGGCAAGGACGGCGGCGACUCGCUGUGCGGCAGCGUGGCGCACGGGUCGCAGCGCGUGCACAUCGAGGCCGGCAAGGACCGGCGCAUGGUGGCGGCGUGCGCGGACGCGGAGGCCGGGUCCGUGCAGUCCGACCCGGCGUCGGCGUCGUCCGUGGGGGCGGGCCCCGGGCCCGAGGUGUCGCACCUCGGGUGGGGCCACUGGUACACGCUCCGCGAGCUGGACGAGGCCACCGCCGGCUUCGCCCACGACCGCGUCGUCGGCGAGGGCGGCUACGGCAUCGUCUACCUCGGCGUCUUCGCCGACGGCCGCCAGGUCGCCGUCAAGAACCUUCUCAACAACAGGGGACAGGCGGAGAGGGAGUUCACGGUGGAGGUGGAGGCGAUCGGCCGCGUCCGCCACAAGAACCUCGUCCGGCUGCUGGGCUACUGCGUCGAGGGAGCGCACCGGAUCCUGGUGUACGAGUACGUCGACAAUGGCAACCUGGAGCAGUGGCUCCACGGCGACGUCGGGCCCGUCAGCCCGCUCUCCUGGGACGCCCGGAUGGACAUCGUGCUCGGCACGGCCAAAGGGAUCACGUACCUGCACGAGGGGCUGGAGCCCAAGGUGGUGCACAGGGACAUCAAGUCGAGCAACAUACUGCUGGACAAGCGGUGGAGCUCCAAGGUCUCCGACUUCGGCCUCGCCAAGCUCCUCGGCUCCGACAGCAACUACGUCACUACCAGGGUCAUGGGAACAUUUGGCUACGUGGCGCCGGAGUACGCGAGCACCGGCAUGCUGAACGAGAGGAGCGACGUGUACAGCUUCGGGGUGCUCAUCAUGGAGAUCAUCUCCGGCCGAUGCCCGGUCGACUACGCCAGGCCUCCCACGGAGGUGAAUCUGGUGGAGUGGCUGAAGAAGAUGGUGAGCAACAGGGACUACGAGGCUGUCCUGGACCCGAAGCUGCCGGAGAAGCCGUCGUCCAAGGCCCUGAAGAAGGCGCUCCUGGUGGCGCUGAGGUGCGUGGAUCCCGACUCGCAGAAGCGGCCCAAGAUGGGGCACGCCAUCCACAUGCUCGAGGUCGACGACUUCCCCUACCGAGAGGACCGUCGGACUCUGCGGCCGUGCCAAGGCAGUCCCCUGGAGAAAUCGAGGAAGCCGGUGACAGAAUCAGGCCACAGCAGCUGCUACGAUGGCAACAGCAGCACCGCUGCCACCACGCCGUCCAGGUUCCAGUAG
Triticum turgidum subsp. durum (durum wheat) is the source of this 1554-nucleotide messenger RNA. Lineage: Eukaryota; Viridiplantae; Streptophyta; Magnoliopsida; Poales; Poaceae. The record is from the annotation of a GenBank genome assembly.